Messenger RNA from Ictalurus punctatus (channel catfish), 1193 nucleotides. RefSeq names its product SNAP associated protein (gene snapin). Lineage: Eukaryota; Metazoa; Chordata; Actinopteri; Siluriformes; Ictaluridae. The coding region runs from base 209 to 598 and encodes 129 amino acids. Gene Ontology annotation, molecular function: SNARE binding. Gene Ontology annotation, cellular component: synaptic vesicle; BORC complex; BLOC-1 complex. The record is from RefSeq and is a predicted model, not a curated record. The transcript has 4 exons. Gene Ontology annotation, biological process: regulation of synaptic vesicle exocytosis; synaptic vesicle exocytosis; lysosome organization.
AGCAUAUAUAUAUUCAGCGUGUCGUUUCGGAAUUUACGUUACGAUACAAAUGUACAACUGUUCUAAAUUUCCUUCCCCUUCACGUACAGAACGGUGAAGUUAGCGAGCACACGAGGCGGGGUUUUGUCGGGAUUUUUCGGGAUUUUGUCGGGAUUUUCACCACAAUCUCGCGAGACUUCAUAGGCAAGCCACACAAGACGCAGGCAAGAUGGCGGCGCUCGCAGUGGUGGAAACUCCGUCUGGAAAAGAUGCCAUUGCCGAAGGGCUUAUGGAUCUGUUGAAACCAGCAGUGCAGCAGCUUGAUCUACAUGUGCAUGCAGUGAGGGAGAGUCAAGUGGAGCUCCGAGAACACAUUGACAACUUGGCAACUGAGCUGUGUAGAAUUAACGAACACCAGAAAGUCGCCCUGGACUUGGAUCCCUAUGUAAAGAAACUGCUCAAUGCCAGGCGCAGAGUGGUUCUGGUUAAUAACAUCCUACAGAAUGCACAAGAACGCUUACGGAGGUUGAACCAUAACGUGGCGAAGGAGACGGCGCGCCGGAAAACCAUGCUUGAAACGUCCGGAGCGUUUUCCACUCGGUCUCCUAGCAAGCCGUGAUGAGCGGCAGCUAAACAAUGGACUGCACGAUGAAGACACUGUGUGCACUAUUCCAUGAAAUGUUCCUGUGUAUAAUCACAGAUGCGGUGGUCUAUGCACAGGAUCGGCUAAUGUACAGCACUGAGGCCUGGGCUCGUUUAGAAGCAGCCAGAGAGCCUGCCUUGUACUGAGAGCUGUUUUUUAAAAUAUAUAUAUAUAUAUAUAUAUAUUUGCACAAGAAAAUCACGAGUUUAGUAUGCGUAAUGAUUAAUAGCCGUGAUUAACGAUUAAUAAUGAAUGCCUCUUUGAUAUGCAAAUGGCUUGAACUCUUCUGAUUAUGUUUUCGUCACACAGUACAACUGUUUGUAUCUUUAAAUCCCAAAAAGCAUGAUCGUAUGAAAGAGAAUUGGUAGAUUUUUUUUUCUCAACUAAGCGGUAGCUAACCUCUAUAUAACCUUUAUUAAGCUAGCUUAAUAAAACACUUAUCCAGAUGUGCUGCCUAGCAUUAGACUAGCUACUAUGUUGUGUAGUCAUGCUUGAGUGAGAGAGAGAGAGAGAGAGAGUGUGAGUGUGUAAGUAGAGUACAUUCCAGUUUAUUAUUAAACCAGAUUGCACA